AUGGGUAUAGCCGUCGGAGCAUCGACUCUGAAUACCGAUGCAGCUCAAGCUGAGAAGCCUGAGUUGGAGAAGGUUAACUGGUGGCAUGAGCCCGGGUUGCGAAAGCUCUACUUCUGGGCUGCCGUCCUUUGCGUUGCGUCUGCGACUACUGGUUACGAUGGCAUGAUGCUCAAUACCUCUCAGAACUUGGACGCUUGGCAAAACUACUUCAAUACGCCCACUGGAUCCGAAUUGGGAUUGAUGAAUGCAAUCUAUCAGAUUGGGAGUCUCGUCAGUUUUCCCUUUGUUCCUUUCCUCGCUGAUCGAUGGGGUCGCAAGCUUCCUAUCUUUGUGGGCUGCUUGUUGAUGAUCCUCGGUGGCUUGUUAGGAACUUUCUGCAACGGAUAUGGCAUGUACGUCGCCGGUAGACUUUUGCUCGGCAUUGGAAACAGUCUGGCACAAAUGGCCUCGCCGAUUCUGUUGACAGAGAUCGCCCACCCGCAACACCGUGGAAAGGUCACUACCAUUUAUAACUGUUUAUGGAACUUGGGUGCUCUUGUUGUUGCCUGGCUAGCAUGGGGAACAAUGCAGAUCCACUCAGACUGGUCAUGGCGUGUCUUGACCCUCCUGCAGAUCUUCCCAGCGGUUAUCCAACUUGUUUUCAUUUACUGGGUCCCGGAAUCUCCUCGCUGGCUUGUUUCCAAAGAACGCUACGAGGAAGCACUGAGCACACUCGCUUACUACCACGGAAACGGCGACCAGAACAACACCACCGUUCAAUUUGAGUAUCGUGAAAUUAAGGAGACCAUUAGUCUGGAGAUGCAGUACAAGAACAACAGCAGCUACCUUGAUUUCAUGAAGACCAAGGGCAACCGAUAUCGUCUUGCGCUCCUCAUUUCGCUUGGUAUCAUCUCUCAAUAUUCUGGAAAUGCCCUUUUCAGCAACUAUAUGAGCUUGAUCUACAACAGUAUGGGUAUUACUGAUCAGAAUAAGAAGAUUCCGUUGAACGGCGGACAAACAUUGCUGAGUCUAAUUGUCAGUCUGUCAUGUGCGUUCUUUGUUGACCGGUUUGGGCGACGACUUCUAUUCUUGGUUUCAACAGUUGGCAUGGUCCUCAUGUUCCUUGCGUGGACCAUUGUUUCCUCCGUCUACGAACGAACCCAGGAUGUCAAAACCACCGGCUAUCCCCAGGUCGUCUUCGUUUGGCUCUUCUCGGUCUUCUACGCAAUCGCCUGGUCGGGUCUGCUCGUCGCCUAUGCUCUUGAGAUUCUCCCUUACCGUCUGCGUGCCAAGGGAAUCAUGAUCAUGAAUCUGACUGUACAGGCAUCUUUGGUCCUUGGAAACUACACGAACCCGAUUGCAUGGGAGAAUCUUCCUCACCACUGGAAUCUGUCGCUGAUCUACACGAUCUGGAUUUUCAUUGAGCUCCUGUUCGUUUACUUCUUCUACGUGGAAACUCGUGGUCCCACUCUGGAAGAGCUCGCAAAGAUCUUCGACGGCGAUGAUGCGGCUGUCGCGCAUGUUGAUCUACAACAAGUCGAGAAGGAGAUUCAUGUCACCGAGAAAGAGACGACUGGUUAUCGGGAGCGUGUCUAA
Molecule: messenger RNA, 1575 nt
Organism: Penicillium salamii
Lineage: Eukaryota; Fungi; Ascomycota; Eurotiomycetes; Eurotiales; Aspergillaceae
Source: the annotation of a GenBank genome assembly